Messenger RNA from Dromaius novaehollandiae (emu), 1572 nucleotides. It is a transcript of the gene CCDC185, whose product is annotated as coiled-coil domain containing 185. The record is from RefSeq and is a predicted model, not a curated record. The transcript has a single exon. Bases 1 to 1572 code for a protein of 523 amino acids. Lineage: Eukaryota; Metazoa; Chordata; Aves; Casuariiformes; Dromaiidae.
AUGCUCCGCACCCGGCCCCUGCGCGGCCCGGCGGCGGCUGGCGGGGAAGGGCACAGCGGCCCCCACCCGCCCGCCGCCCACACACUGCCCCACGGUGGCACCCGCCGGGGCCCACGGCCAGCAGCCGUCUCCUCGGUGGGGCCUGGCAGGGGCCGGCACGGCGCAGCCCCCAGGCCAGCAGUGGCCAUCGGGCCCCGGCGGUGCUGCAGCCCCCCGGGGGCGUCCCACUGCUCGUCCUCUUUCUCCCUGGAUCAGCUGCAAAGCGCCAGCAGGCAGGCCGGGAAGAGGGGGGCCGAGGCUCGGGCUUGGCCGGAGGCCUGCAAGAGCAGCACCAGCCUGCGGGACCGGGCACGGGCCGUUGCCAAGGGGAGCGGUGGAGAGGACAAAGAGGCGCAGGUGGAAAAGCUUUACCCCGAUGGCCACUAUCAGCGGAGGUCAAAAAGUGGAGCAUCCCCCCAGAGGCUCUGCAGUCUCAGUGAUGAGAAGUACGAUUUCGUCUCUGAAAAAGAGAAGACGAUGAGUGCCCUGAAGCUGUGUAGAUGCCAGGAGGAGCAGGGCACAAAGGCGCGACGGCUCCUGGCCUCCAAGGUUUCGGAUGAGGUAAGAAGGCAGGAGAAGAAACUCAGAUCCAGACUGGAGGAGAGGCGACAGCUGAUGGUAGAAAACCUGAAGAGAUGGCAGAGGGACCAGGAUCAAAGGAAGGCCAAAUGCAGGCUGGUUGAGGAACAACUUUUGGAGGCCAGGCAGAAAGAAAUGAUGUUGCGAGAGAAUAAAUGGAAGAGACUGGUGCAGGAGGAAGAAACCAAGCGCAAGGCAAAACUUGAAAGAUCAAAGUUGCAAGCUGAGUACAGGAAACAUCGUCAAGAAAAGCAGCUAAGAGAGAAACAGAUCCUGGAGCAGGAUACUAGAGACUUGAACUAUAGUCUUCUCAGAGACAAAAUGUCACGGGCUUGUGAGAAAAGGCUUUCGAAAGAAAUUGAAGGGAAGAAGAAGAGAAAAGAGUUGAACCAGCAUGAAAUGACAAGACACAGACGCCUGAAAGGUCAAGUUGAUCACCAGGUCAAAGCUGGUGAGCUUUGCAAGAGACAUGCUAUAGAACAAAAGCUUCAGAGAUCUAAAGAAAUCCUUGAUCAGCUGAUGGAGGAAAGGAAUAGGGAAUCAAAACAAAAAGCUCUAAAGGAAGAAAAACGAAGUUUUAUGGCAAAAUUUAGAGCAAAAGAGACAGAGGAAGAGAAGAGAAGACGUAAAAGUAUGUUGCUGCAAAUAGCUGAGAUGAAAAUUCAGCAAGCCCAAGAAAUGGUGGCCAAAACUAUGCAACAGAAAGUACAACGCAGCAAGGAAAUUAACUGCUUAAAAGAAAGAAACCACCGCUUUCAAAGGCAAAAAAUUGAAGACAACGAAAAAUGUCGACUACAGGAAAUAGAAGAGGCUAUCAGAAGACAAAAUCAGAAGAGUGAUCAAAUACUAAGAGAUAAGGAAUCCACUGCAGGAAAAGCUAGAAAAAUAUCCCGAACAUCUUAUGGCCCGGGACAAAAAGUGAGAGAACUGAUGAAUAGUCAUGCGUAUGACUAG